CCUUUUUCAGGAAUCUAUAAACUAAUCUGGGACAUUUUGAGGAAGGAGAAGGCUUUAAAUUUCUAACGUUAUUUCCUUGUGGGACCAAUACAUCAUUGAAUGAAGGAGGUUUUUAGGUUGCGAACUCACUAUGGAAGAUCCAGCUUAUGUGACCAUGGCUGAUAUAAAGAAUGCUAAAUCGGCAGCCAGAAAACAAGAUCCUCCAUCUAGUGAAACAGAUCACUAUGUAUGCAUGUCUGUAAUUAGAGCUUCUAAGAAGUCUUCACGGAGAAGUACUUCUCCAACUAUCGAAGACGUUUACCAAGACCCACACUCUAUUGUCUCAUCUGAAGACAAUGCAUCUGAUGUGGAUGUGCCUUCUUGUUCGGGAACAUCUGCCUCAGCACGUUCAUCUAUUUCUGGUGACAAGGAUGACGAACGACUUGACCUACCUGUAACUCGUAAGGUGGUUGUACAUCCGGGUCCUUCAGGUUUAGGGAUAUCGAUAGCUGGAGGGGUCAAGAGCCCUAUUGGAUUACUUCCGGUACUGAUCACUGAUAUCGAUCCGGGUGGUCUGAUAGAGAGCACAGGUGUCAUCAAGGUUGGUGAUAACAUUGUUAGCGUAAAUGGCGAGACGAUGGAAGGCAAAACGCACCGGGAUGUUGUGUUGGCCAUCAAGGGUAGCGGCAGUUCACUCAUGCUUGAAGUCAAGGAAUGCCCGGAGAAUAUUAGGACAUACUUGUCAUUUGAUGUUUAGUGGAAUAAUAUGUGAGGCAUUCUAUCUAUUCAUGAAAAGCUUCUAUAACUUACACUGCUUUCCUAAAAAAAAGAAUGUUAUGCGCUCAAAGUUACGUAAUUUUGUCAUAUUGAAAGCUUUGCUGGUUUAAAACCCAGGGCCUAAUUACAUAGAGUUGCUUUGAACAGAGAGCAGGGAGCUCUAUGCUUUGAAGCACAAAAACAGCUAUGCACAACGACUUAUGCUUACCCGAAUAAGGUUACCAGCGGAUAACUUUCCGUAUGGCGCCACCACUUUUUCACUCAUUUUUACAAAAAGGGAUAUCUC
Asterias rubens (European starfish) is the source of this 1042-nucleotide messenger RNA. RefSeq names its product multiple PDZ domain protein-like. The record is from RefSeq and is a predicted model, not a curated record. The transcript is spliced from 4 exons. Gene Ontology annotation, molecular function: protein binding. NCBI's taxonomy places the organism in Eukaryota, Metazoa, Echinodermata, Asteroidea, Forcipulatida, Asteriidae. Bases 131 to 736 code for a protein of 201 amino acids.